CUUUUGUUUAGCUUCCUUUCUGCCCAUUAAACAUUGAAAAUGGCAGAUUAGAAAUCAUCGUUUCCCCUCCAAAGGAAACACUCAUCAUUGCUCCCAACAAUUCUUUUCCUACCUUAGAAACCUGAGCUUCUAAGAAUACUUUCAUUCCCUUCCUUUUUAUUCUUCAACAAUAUAAAUAUAACUCUCUUCAUAAUCUUUUUUCUCCCUCUUCUCUCAAAGUCUAUUAAUUACUAUUCCAAAAGAGAUCCUUUCUUUAUGAUGGAUCCUUCUUCUACAAACUCUGUGAAUGGAUUUUACUCUUUUCUAACAAGAGGGAUUGAUGAUCUUGAAAGAGUUUUCUUGUCUAACAACUUCAUGUCUAUUCAAUUCCUUCAAAGGGUACUUUCCCUUUUGAGAUCUUUCCAUACACAGUUAACACUUCUUGUCCAAAAACUUCACUUGCCUGUUGGUGAAAAGUGGCUUGAUGAAUACAUGGAUGAAAGCUCUAAGCUUUGGGAAGUUUGUCAUGUUCUUAAAACUGGUAUUUCUGUCAUGGAGAAUUACUAUUCUGCUGGUUUUAACCUCAUUUCUAAUCUUGAUACGCAUCCCCACCUCAGCCCUCAAUUAUCUAGACAGGUGAUUAGAGCAAUAACAGGGUGCAGAAGAGAAGCAGUGGGAUUAGAGGAAGAGAACAGAGCAUUAAUGGAAACAAGAGUUGAGCCACUUUCAUCAUUAAGGUUUGAUGAAGUUGUUUCAGUUGAAUCAAAGCUAAAUGGAUUCAAUGGAUUUAGAGGAGUUCUAUAUGCAAUGAGGAAUGUUAGUUCACUUUUGCUAAUGAUCUUGCUCUAUGGAUUAGUCUACUGUUGGCCUGAAUCAUCAUCAGAAUUUUUAAGAGGGGGUGAAUAUCAAACAGGUUUGUUUUUUGGAUCAAAUUUUAUGAUAUCAACUUCAAGAUUGCAACAAAGAGUAGCUUCUGAGAUUAAUAAAAAUGGGGUUUUGUUGUAUGAGUUUAAAAGAUCAAGAGAAGUUAUGGAUGAACUUAGAGGAGAAUUGGAAAAAAGAUGUUGUGGAAGUAGUAUAGUGGAUUGGGAAACAGAAAGUGGAGUAAGGGAAAGAGUUGAUAAUUUGAAAGGGUAUUUUGGGGUUUUGAGAUCUGGUACUGAGAAUAUUAUUGGACAAUUGGAUGAUUUUUUUGAUGAAAUUGUUGAAGGAAGGAAGAAGCUUUUGGAUUUCUGCAGCCAUAGGUAGAAGAAAAAGCAAUGUUUGGGAAGGAAAAGAAAAAAAAAUAUAAGUAGGGAAAUCUGUAGUUGUUGGUUGUACUUUUUGUUGGUUUUAACUUCUUCUUUUUUUUUUCUUUACUCUCUUUUAAUCUUUUUUCCUUUUAGGAUUUUCUUGGGGGUUUAUUCCUUUUUCUUUUAAUGUGUAAUUUGUAAGGUGUUGUAGU
This is a messenger RNA of Lycium barbarum (goji berry), 1423 nucleotides long. RefSeq lists its product as uncharacterized. Bases 256 to 1227 code for a protein of 323 amino acids. The record is from RefSeq and is a predicted model, not a curated record. NCBI's taxonomy places the organism in Eukaryota, Viridiplantae, Streptophyta, Magnoliopsida, Solanales, Solanaceae. The transcript has 2 exons.